AGGCUGUUUAUCCAACCUUACGGAUGAAUUACUUUUAAUUAGAUUUACGUGAAAUCUUUUUCUUACUUACAUUUAUAUUUAAAGAAAAUAGUAGCAAAAAUAUACCUUCAAAAAAUAAAAACAAUAAAGAAGUAGAACACCGCGUGCUUAUCCAAAGAAGACAUUACCCGCAAUAAUCAAGAAGUCUAAUUGAGGAUAAGGGUCCUUGCUUUUACCAGUUCUUUAACUUUAGGAAAGUGAAGAAGAGUUUUAAAACUUCAUUUAAGAUACAUAUCUAACAACUUUUACCUGCUUGGCUGGUGAAACGCAAAAAAAAUGUUGCAAACAUUAUUGAGCUGUCAUGCAUAUAUGCCAUGGUGUUUUGAAAUUCCUGCGAUGGCGAUUUUCCUUCGUUCUACAAUUACAUUGCCCUUGGCCAUUUCGAGCAUAAAAACGGCACGUAGGUAUGGUCAGGUGCAGCCAUUGCUAAAGGAAGCAAAAAAGAGGUGCCCGGACGAUAAAGCAUACAAAACGUUUCGAAGUAAGAUAUAUAAACGGUUUAGCUGUCAUCCGAUUAAGCUCUAUGCGUUGCCCUUUGCACAACUUCCCUUGUUCGCCUUUGCGUCUUUUCAACUUCGAAAAGCCGUAGAGGUGUCUCCGGAGACCAUGUCCACUGAGGGUAUGCUUUGGUUUCCUGACUUGACCAUGCCCGAUCCACAUGGGAUUUUACCGGCCAUUCUAGCAUGUACCUAUCUAACCAAUAUGUCCAUCCUUCGGAGACCACAGGAUUCGCGGCUACUACGAAUCUUCAAUACAGCUGGUAUCUUAUCCGCCUUUUUCGUAUCAUUUAUGGCUUCUAAAACUUCUACUGCUUUAUCUUUGUACUGGACUACAUCUGCUAUUUAUUCCCUUGUGCAAAAUAUCUGUUUACGGAAUAUGUUUAAACAAGGUGAUCCCCAGUUAGUGUUACGUCCCCAAAAGGCACAGAAGAAAUGAAACCACAGAUAAAUCUAGAAAAGAAAAUCUUGAGGGUUUUCUUCUGUGUAUGAGGAUACUUUCUCUUGGAUUUAUAUAUACCCGGACGAGCCGUGAUUAAAAUUUAUCUUUGGAACGAAUCCUUUCUUGUUGUGAAAUAGUCAUUCUUCAACACAUCUAUACUGAUUUCUUAGCAGUACAAACCUUGAGAACCCUUUUUGGAUAAUUCAACUUUACAUAAACAGUUCCUCAAAACACAUUUUCAAGUUGGUUUUUUCCCAAGACGAUCGACUUCACAAUCUUUUUAUAUGAUUCGUCUGCUAUUUUAUGGAAUUCCAUCGUUUAUUUAUUUCAUUUUUUCUACAUUAUUUUGCAAAAAAAUAGGAAUUAAACAAGGAUGUUGCUUUAAGACAAUGUUUUUGAUACUCAUAUAAGUAACAAGUGGUGACAUGUAUAAUAGGUGACCGAAAUUACCUGAAUUUUCCUAAAACAACAAAAU
Messenger RNA from Schizosaccharomyces octosporus yFS286, 1453 nucleotides. RefSeq names its product inner membrane protein Cox18. The transcript has a single exon. Lineage: Eukaryota; Fungi; Ascomycota; Schizosaccharomycetes; Schizosaccharomycetales; Schizosaccharomycetaceae. Gene Ontology annotation, cellular component: mitochondrial inner membrane. The record is from RefSeq and is a predicted model, not a curated record. Bases 316 to 975 code for a protein of 219 amino acids. Gene Ontology annotation, molecular function: membrane insertase activity. Gene Ontology annotation, biological process: protein insertion into mitochondrial inner membrane from matrix; mitochondrial respiratory chain complex IV assembly.